Limulus polyphemus (Atlantic horseshoe crab) is the source of this 611-nucleotide messenger RNA. RefSeq lists its product as uncharacterized. The coding region runs from base 85 to 579 and encodes 164 amino acids. The transcript has 3 exons. The record is from RefSeq and is a predicted model, not a curated record. NCBI's taxonomy places the organism in Eukaryota, Metazoa, Arthropoda, Merostomata, Xiphosura, Limulidae.
AACAUUCUGUUUCUUUCUAGGUUAUUCAUUCUGUUACUUAUCAACGUCCUGUUGUUCUACAAACUGUGGUCUCUAGAAGAUGAAAUGAUUCGAGUGGCACCAGCUAAUCCCCAGAUAUUUGACGUACCUCGAGGAAGGUUAGAAGAAUUUUCUGUUGAUGACUGGCUUCAAUUAGUGAAAAGACAAGAAAAACUGCAUCAAGUCGAGAGUGAACGUUGGAAAGAUGUACUUGGAGACGUCUUAAAGGUUAUCAAAAUUGUGGAGGUAUCUUUGAUGGAUCUGAAGAGCAACACGGAUUUGUACAAAUCUCUCCUCCUAUUUAAUUUAGACAGUGUCACUCAGGUGAAAGGUUCAACAGAAAGUUUGAAUGUAGAAUUAUCGAACAAAUCUAAAGACACGUUAACACCACGUGGUUCAGAUGAUAAGAAAUUCACAUAUCGUAGCUCAUCCGACGAACCUUCAGUAUUACCGAGUUUAAACAUGGACACUCCAAAGUCCUGUAUUUUACAUAAAACCAAAGCAUCAUUUCCUUACCAAUUUUACAAAGAGCAUGAAAUAACCUGUGCCAAACCAACUUAGUAUAAUAAUACUGAACUUUUGAGUAACUAAGC